Diachasmimorpha longicaudata is the source of this 2431-nucleotide messenger RNA. Its product is annotated as E3 ubiquitin-protein ligase RNF14-like. Bases 232 to 2226 code for a protein of 664 amino acids. Gene Ontology annotation, biological process: ubiquitin-dependent protein catabolic process; positive regulation of proteasomal ubiquitin-dependent protein catabolic process; protein polyubiquitination. Gene Ontology annotation, molecular function: ubiquitin conjugating enzyme binding; zinc ion binding; ubiquitin protein ligase activity. The transcript has 8 exons. NCBI's taxonomy places the organism in Eukaryota, Metazoa, Arthropoda, Insecta, Hymenoptera, Braconidae. Gene Ontology annotation, cellular component: ubiquitin ligase complex; cytoplasm. The record is from RefSeq and is a predicted model, not a curated record.
UAUAUAUACACCACCACCUUUCCAAAUAUUUCAUAAUAUGUCACUCAGAGAGUCAAUGGACUUAUAACACUUUCAUUACGAAUUUGAUUGUCAUUAUUACUGAAGUAUUUUGAUAUCGAAAAUGCCGAAUCAUUGAGACACCGACUAAACUAACGAUUAGUCUUGUAGCUUUAUCUAAUCUCUGUAUUCCAAUCUAACAAUACGGUCGCCAUUUUUCCGAAAACAUUGAAAAUGACCAAUGAGGCACAGAAGGAUGAAAUAAUAGCACUAGAAAGUAUCUACACAGCUGAAGAAUUUUCCUACCAAGAAGUCGACGGCCAAUUCCAAUGUACAUUUCAAAUAUUCCCAAGUCUCCCCGAGGAGUAUUGGGUGGUGUAUAAAGGCACUCGAAAUGAAGGAGCAGUUGAAGAGAAAAUUUCGAUAGCUCAUCUGCCUCCUCUGACGCUGUUCGUUCCACUACCAGGGGAUUAUCCCUCCCAGUCAAUCUCCAAAUUCAUUCUACGCUGCUGUUGGUUGUGCGUCAAAGACAUCUCAAAGUUAUGUAAAAAACUGGAUGAAAUAUGCAGCGAAAACAAGGGAGCUGAGAUAUUAUUCACGUGGGUGGCAUUUUUACAGAAUGAGACACUAGAGUACUUGGGUAUUGAGAGGAGUUUAAAUAUUGAUGAUGCAUACACAUUUCGCAAAAGACCAUUGGAAGAAAUGCCACAAGCAGAAACAGCUGAUGCAGCCAGUGGUAAUGAUACGAACAGGACGUGUAAGCCCAUGAUGAUGAAGAAUAAAAUUAGUCAGAAGAGGCAGGAUCGCCGGCAUCGAUGGAAAAAGAGACUCAUCGAUCAGAGAGCAAUUGUCGAUAGACCCACUAAUCGAAAUGUUAUGCAUUAUUUACUAGAGUAUAAUGAGAAACGCUUGAAUAUUGAGUUUAAGAAGAACUUUUAUUCUUGCAAAAUUUGCUUUGUCGAUAAACCUGGGGAAUCGUGCAUGCAGUUUAAACCAUGUCUUCAUGUUUUCUGCAAAGAGUGUAUCAGUGGGUACUUGGAGGUCAGAAUUAAGGAUGGAGCUGUACAGAAUAUUUGUUGUCCAGAGGAGAAGUGCACUUCUGAAAUCUAUCCUGGACAGAUCAAAGAAUUAGUUAGCAGUGAAUUGUUCGCUAAAUACGAUUCCACGUUACUGAGUGCUACGUUGGAUACUAUGUUGGAUAUUAUCUACUGCCCAAGGAGAGAUUGCCAAUAUCCAGUGAGCAAAGAGGCUAAUGAAAAAAUGGCCAGCUGUCCCUGCUGUCAGUACACAUUUUGUGUUUAUUGUCGAAUGGUUUAUCAUGGAGUUGAGCCGUGUAAAUACACUUUAGCUGAAAAACAAAAACUUGUUAAUGAGUAUGAGAAUGCAUCAGAUAGUCAGAAAGAGAUGUUGGAGAGUCGGUACGGCAAGAAGCAGUUGCAAAUACUUGUUGAGAAUUCAAGGUCGGAAAAUUGGAUAACGAAGAACAGUCAUAACUGUCCCCACUGCAAUGCAGCGAUUGAGAAAUCCGAUGGCUGCAAUAAGAUGACGUGCGGUCGUUGCAAUACGUACUUCUGUUGGCUCUGUGGCAGUCGAUUGAACCACGACACACCAUACAGCCACUACCAGGAUCCUCGGUCCAAGUGCUACAGAAUGCUUCACCACGGAUUAUUCGGGGAUGACGACUCCGAUGACGAUAUUGAAUUGGACGCCGUCUAUAUCGAUUACGAUUCUGACGAUGAUAAUUUUGUUGAAACCAAUCGAGAACACAUAAUUUAUUAUGUACUAAGUCAAAUAAUUUAUCCGGAAAUUGAUACACCGAAGAAGGAAGAACUGGAAUCGUUGUACGAUUUUGCUGAUCGCUGUGAUCACAUUUUUUUGCGGUGGCUGAAAGGACAUCCAGUUGGUUUCUACACCGUUAAGACAAAGGGCACUGAGAUUUUCAACAUUGACUCAAGAUACUCAAUGAAUACCGUUGACACAGCAUAUAUUCGUUCCCAGCAUAGGAACCAAGGGCUAGGGAUGGAAAUUUUAUACGAUGCUGUGAAGCGUUAUGAAAACCAAGAUAUUGGAUUUUCCAAGCCAAUAUCACAUGGAAUGCUCCAAGUAAUAAGGCGUUUUUUAAUGAAGCAUAAAGACUAUCGCCUUCAUUUCUGGGAAGUUGAGAACGGUGGUAUCGAGGGAUCGGUGAAAUUACUAUGGUUUACGUUGAGAAAACAGAUACAAAAUUGAAAAAAUUACUUUUACGAAUCAUUUAUUAGAAAAAAAUAAUUUUCAUAAUCUUUCAAUGUUAUAGAGUAUUUUUUUUUCAGUGUAUAUAAUGUAUUAAUAUACAGUCCUUUACAAUAUGUAAAAUUCAAGUGAAACGAUACAUGGACUGAAGGCUCAUGUGAUAGCAGAAAUUGUUAUUUGUAAAUACAUUUUCAUUUCUCUUUAA